AUGAUCGCCCUCAACUCCCGCCUCCGAAACAUCCUCCCCGCCGUCUUCCUCUUCGCCCUCGUCCUCGUCCUCGUCCGCUUCCGCGAGAGCAUCACCACCACCGACUCCCUCUUCAGAUCCUCCGGCGACGGCAGCAAAUCCUCAAAACCCGCCGAGACGCCGCGCUACAAGCCCGCGCCGACGUACACCCCGCCGCCCGUAAUCGACCCCUUCCCGCUCCUCGCCAACACCGCCUCCCCACCACCGCCAGUCCCCGCGCACAACCGGCCCCGGAAGGAUGUCCAUAAGGCAUACGGCCUCGAGGCCAUGCCGCCGCUCUUCAUAGGCUUCACCCGCCAGUGGCCUAUCCUCCUCCAAUGCGUCGCGAGCUACAUCGCCGCCGGGUGGCCGCCCUCCUCGAUCCACGUCCUCGAGAACACAGGCGUGCAGAUCGCCAACGCAAGAAACAAGCUCUCGCUGCAGAACCCCUUCUACCUCAACCACACGACCCUCUCCCGGCUGGGGGUGAACGUCGUCCAGGCGCCCGCGCUGCUCUCCUUCUCGCAGAUGCAAAACAUGUUCCUCCACACCGCGCACGCGAACAACUGGCCGUACUACUUCUACUCCCACCAGGACGUCGUCGUCUUCUCCCCCGAGGACGGGCGCGACGACACCCACCGCCCCGGCGACCGCCCCUGGGAGUUCUACUCGGACGCCGAGCGCGAGGAGGUGAUGAACCCGCCUGCCGCGGGCGAGAAGGGGUACCGCACCAUCUACGAGAACUGCCUGCGCGAUCUCAACACGACGCUAGAACGCAAAGAGAAGUGGGCGUUCCGGUGGUACCAGUACGACCACCUCACGCUCGUCAACCGCGCGGCGAUGGACGCCAUCGGCGGGUGGGACUCGCUGAUCCCGUACUACGCGACCGACUGCGACAUGAACGCGCGGCUGACGAUGGACGGGUGGACGAUGAAGCACCGCCGCGUGGGCCUCGUCAACGACGUGUCGACGCACCUGCGCGAUCUGGGCGUGCUGUUCCGCGUGGCCGGGGCGAAGGCGGAGUGGGUGGACCCGAACCCGCCGAACCCCGCGGACGUGAAGAAGGAAGAAGAGGCAAAGGCCAAGAAGACCGCUGAAGAAAAGAAAAAGGCCGAGGAAGAAAAGAAGAAGAAGGAAGACGAGAAGAAGGCAGAGGAGCAGAUGAAAGCCGCCUCCCGCGACAACGCGGCCUCCAAACCGGCCGCCGACGACCUGGAAGCGGAGGCUGGCGCGCGGGAGUACUUCCGCUCCCUCGUGGCCGUCGUGCUGGAGAUGACGAACUACAAGUACCGGGGCGGCAACGACCACAACCGCAACUCGUGGCAGAAGAGCCAGCGCGGCGGCGAGGGCGAGCCGUACUACUACAACGCGGAAGGCUUCGCGGAGGCGUUCGAGGUGCUCGUCGGCGCGGGGCGCAAGAUCUUCGAGAUGAAGUGGGGACGCGGCGGGUGUGACAUCGCGGAAGGGUAUGGGUUGAAGGUUGCGGAUCAGUGGAGGGUGCUGCCGAAGGAGGGCAAGUGA
Messenger RNA from Colletotrichum aenigma, 1539 nucleotides. RefSeq lists its product as uncharacterized. Bases 1 to 1539 code for a protein of 512 amino acids. The transcript has a single exon. The record is from RefSeq and is a predicted model, not a curated record. Lineage: Eukaryota; Fungi; Ascomycota; Sordariomycetes; Glomerellales; Glomerellaceae.